AUGGAGACUUUGUACUGUGUCCUGUUCUUAGUGCUCGAAUGUCCCAACCUGAAGCUAAAGAAACUGCCCUGGCUGCACAUGGCAUUGGCCUUGACUGUGUAUGCUUUGGUAGUGAUGCCUUGCUUCCUCAUCACUAGAGGAAUAAUUUGCGAUAUUAUUGUUGAAUCUCCAAAUGUUGGCCCUAUGACUGAGGAACAUGGGUAUCAGAGGCCAGUAGCUUUCUUGGCCUACAGAGUAAAUGGACAAUAUAUUAUGGAAGGACUUGCAUCCAGCUUCCUGUUUACAAUGGAGGUUUAG
Saimiri boliviensis boliviensis (Bolivian squirrel monkey) is the source of this 297-nucleotide messenger RNA. NCBI's taxonomy places the organism in Eukaryota, Metazoa, Chordata, Mammalia, Primates, Cebidae. The record is from RefSeq and is a predicted model, not a curated record.